UUUAACUGUUCUCACUCGUCUCUUCUUAACUAAACUAAGCCGAAAACAGAAACUCCAGUUUUUUUUUUUUUUCUCUUUCUCAAAUGGAGAAGAAUAAGGACCAGGCAGUUAUUAUGUCGGAGAAUAAUAAUAACAAUAAGGCUCAAGAUCCAAAUCCGAGAUUUGCUAGCGAAGGUUGCAGCGUUUUGCUGGACGUGAACGAUGGUGACCGUCUCGUCUUCGCUCGUCUCUCUGGUGGCGCUGUAUUAAAGAUAGGGAAUAAGAAUUACUCGUUAAAGCCACUGAUCGGAGCUCCGUUUGGAUCUCUCUUCCAAGUAGAAACCGGAGAAGAUGGCUCUUUCCUCUCUCGUAUCCUUCCCGUCAAAAAGGAAAGUAGCAGCAAUAAUGUUAUCGACGAUGCUAGAGAUAAUAGGGAACUUAUUGAUAAUAAUGAAGCUCAGAACCUCACUGGUGAAGAGAUUGAAGCUAUGCGGAGAGAGGGUGCAAAGGGGGAUGAGAUUAUUGAAGCACUGAUUGCAAACAGCAAAACGUUUGACCAGAAGUUUCAGUUGUCUCAGGAAAAGUAUAAGCUUAAGAAGCAGAAGAAGUAUGCUCCAAAGCUGCUUCUAAGACGCCCUUUUGCUCGAAGUAUCUGUGAAGCUUAUUUCAAGAAAUAUCCAAACAGAAUCGGAUUCUUAAGAGUAGAUGCGUUGUCUCUUUUGUUAACGAUGGCUAAUGUCACUGCGUACUCGGAUGUUCUUGUGGUGGAUAUGGUUGGUGGCCUUGUCACUGGUGCAGUGGCUGAACGAUUAGGAGGCACUGGUUAUGUUUGCAACACAUAUAAAGGAAACUCUCCUCCCUCUGUGGAGAUGGUUAGGAUGUUCAAUUUUACUGACAAGGUUAUAGAGAGGAUCGUGCAGUCAUCUAUAAACGAGCUCUCAUCAGCCAAAACUGUUUCCCCUGAAGAGAACAAUCAUCAAGAAGGAGUUCACCCAUCUACAUCUGAUAUGGUAGAAGGCACACCUGUCACAGCUGAGGCCAGAGUAGUAGUAGAUGAUGUUGUUUUAGAGAGCAAAAUUGUCAAGGCCCCAAAAGCUGGAGCCAAGGCUUCAAAAGAAGCAAUAGAAAUGUGGAAAGAAAACGGUUUCUCUAGUUUAAUCAUGGCAGCACAAGACCAAGACCCAUGGGCCCUAGCUAAAGAUGUGUUGCCACUGCUCUCUUACUCUGCUCCCUUUGCAAUAUAUCAUCAGUAUCUACAGCCUCUGGCGACAUGUAUGCACAACCUUCAGCAAGGGAAGAUGGCCAUCAAUCUGCAAAUAACAGAACCGUGGCUACGCGAAUAUCAGGUGCUUCCAUCAAGAACUCACCCUCACAUGCAGAUGAGCUCUUUUGGAGGCUAUGUUCUUAGCGGCAUCAGGAUCUCCACCACUUGAAUCUUAUCUCCAAAACCUCUCCAAACCUCUUUUUUAUCUCUUUAUCAUUUUCAAUAAGACUGAGGUUUGGUUUUUGAUCGUUUUUUCCAAAAGGUCUUUGUAUUUUGUUUGUUGUUGAGAUAUAUAGGGGAUGAGAUUAUAUUAAAACAUUCAUGUUAUGACUCUUAAUGUUUAUUUUUAUCUAAUAAUAUCGUCAUCAUCAUUCUUAUCA
Messenger RNA from Brassica oleracea var. oleracea, 1623 nucleotides. Its product is annotated as tRNA (adenine(58)-N(1))-methyltransferase non-catalytic subunit trm6. Gene Ontology annotation, cellular component: tRNA (m1A) methyltransferase complex; nucleus. Bases 84 to 1412 code for a protein of 442 amino acids. The record is from RefSeq and is a predicted model, not a curated record. Gene Ontology annotation, biological process: tRNA methylation. NCBI's taxonomy places the organism in Eukaryota, Viridiplantae, Streptophyta, Magnoliopsida, Brassicales, Brassicaceae. The transcript is spliced from 10 exons.